UCAUAUUGACUAGCUUCGGUAUCUGCAUGUUAGCACUGGUGGUAUAUGUCAUGAAAGCGAGAAUCCUCCAAAUUGUCUUCCACAGAUAUUCCAGGCCCUCUUGAGCACUCUCGCUUUUGCGUUGCUUUGACCCUAAUAAUACCCUUAUCGAGUGGAAUACCAACAUCUUCCUUAUAGCCUAGUAACUUAGGCUGAGCGAGAUAUCUAAUGACAUUCCCUUGACAUCAAGAGAUGGUCUAAAUGAAGAUGAUGCUCUCAAAGGACAUCGUUGCAUUCUGUCUUAUUGCUUGAACGAAAUGUACCCAAACCGAAAUCGUUGAAAUAAACAUAAUACACAAAUUCCCGAGAGUUUUAUAUCUAACGUACGAUUCAAACCCUAUUAAGUAGUGUUUAAAAAGAGAAUUACAUCGAAGGUGAUUGUCUGAAAAAGUCAGACAGAAUCGUUAGAAAAAAGUUUGAGCGUAACAGAGUGUUAGACUAUAAGACUCUACUACUUGCAGUGCCCCUGUUCCAAUUCAGAACAUCUGCAAAAGAUUCAUCUCGCGAGAUUAGUUAUCAUCCGUAGUUAAUACACAUAAUUCUUCGAGUAAGAUGUACGUAACCACUUAAUAUAGGUCAUGGGCUAAAGCCCUAUUUACUGCGAGACUAACGUUAUCAUUUUUGGCACAGAUGCUGGCUUAAAGACCUUCAGCCGUCAUAUAAUGAAUGUAUUUGCAACCAUAUCGAAUCAAACUAAAGCGACUAGUGCCUAUCCGAACGAACGAUUCCUUUCGUACAGAGUUCGACGACUAUCACUACGAUAGCUUCCAUCCAUAGAAUAAAAGUAAGCCUUUUUACGUAGAUCUAAACCAAGCUAAGGUCUCCUGUUAGAUGAUAUUUUGGCAGACGAAUAAGGCGACAUAAAGAAAAACCAGACAUGGUUGAAUUCUUAGUGACCAAGAUACUGUUAAUAACUGAGCUAUUCUAUUGAGCUAUUCUAUUACUUAUAUGUCUAAAGCCUUUGGAUUCCCUCAGUAACCAAACUCCCCCGGUAUCACCAAUGCUCAGAUGAAACUCAAAGAGCUGCUAAAUAAACCGUAAAUAUAUCAUAGGAGUAAGACAGCUCAUGAUAGAAUAAAAUGACUUACUCAACAACCAAUGUUUCAAUAAAAAGACCCACAUUUGCCAAUCACCAGUCAGUAGUCAGCUCAAAGAACCGUCGCUAAAGAAGCAUAUAGCUGCACCUUAACUAGUGAGAUGCUUACUAACAUGCCUCAACUAGAAACAAAAAGUGCCCUUAUGUACCAAGAGUACAAUGUCAGCCUACAGUGUCGAUCAUAUUAGAGUUAAGCUUAUGGAAGACGAGCUGAUGAGGCGACCAAACGCUAAAGGUGUUUGCAAAAAGCAAGACACCAAGGCACCUGGGUUGUUUCAUUCACAGCCCAUUUCCCACAACACUUUCCCUUCUUUGUCUAUUGUAGCGAACAUCCUUCUGCUCGUGAUACUGCCUUGUCAUAUGAGGUCUAACCUCGAUGAAUGUCAUGUUACUACAUAGAAUUGAAACAUCCGCUAUGUCGAUACUGCUGAUCUUUACUGCAAGAAAUCUACCGACGUCCGAGAUGGAUUCAAGGGGAGUGUUCGAGGUGAUAGUCACCCACAUAAUUCGAGACCUUGUGUGUUUUAAGUGAAUCUGCUGUCUCCAUAUUUGUUCAGCAAAUCAUAUCUUGGUACAUCGCCCUGUCGAGCCAAAUGAAUACUAUUGAUAGCGCAUCGCAACAUUUUAUAUCUCUUUGUAUGAGGUUUUGCAACCUUCGAACCAAUUGUUAACCUAAUUUCUAACCAGAUUUGUGUCACCAUCUGGAAUACCAAACCAAACAGUAUAGCUAUAGAUUAGUCCUCCAAUAUGACCGAUUGUGACUUGACAAUAUCUACCACAGAAUUACUGACAAGAGCUGUAAUACUUUGCGGUAAAUUGUGCUACUGUUGAUCCAUACUAGAGACUACUUCCACCGCUGCCAAAGCGGUUGUGACCAACGCUUGGUUACUGUUGAGCAAAUUUGGGAUUAGUUUGCUGCAUACUAAAGCAUCUAUAGGAUAGUGUAAAAGAUGUAGGGCUUACCAAUGACUGUUAGGAUACUUCAGACACCGCAAGAAUUACGGUUAUGUUUAACCUCCAAGAACGGCCAAGAUAAAUGUUUGACAUAGCUCAAACGAGAACCAAGACGUUAUAGAGCCCAGCACGAGGUGUGAACCAGCGGUAAUUCUCUUUACUGAGACAUAAUUCCCACCAGCUGCUCGUAGCUAUAUCCAAAAGAUAGGAAAAGAUUCCAAUGACAGGCCAAAUAGCGUCAAGAACUCUAUAUUAUGUUCCAACGCGGACAGUGAAUCUGGGCAAAUUCACUGCUGGGACAAAAUUCCAGUAACUGCGAGCAGUUAUAUCGGGAAGACAGGAAAAGAUUCCGAUGAUAGGCCAAAGAGCGUCAAGAACUCUAUAUUCCAAAGCGCGGGCAGUGAAUCUGGGCGAAUUCACCACUGGGACAUGGUUCUCACCAGCUGCGUCCAGCUAAAUCGAAAUACAGGAAAAGAUUCCCGUGGUAGUCAGCUCUAUUUAUAUCCCAACAUGGCUACAGUGAAUUGGGGGCGGAUUCACCGCUGGGACAUAAAUCCUACCAGCUGCAAGCAGCUAUAUCCGAAUGGUUUGAACGAUAGGCCAAAUAGUAUUAACUAUAUUCUCUAUUCCAGCGUGAGCAGUGAACCAACGGUAAUUCACAAUGCUUAGACUGACUCUCAACCGUCUUCUCUGACAGUAGCGCGAGGAAGCGUGCAAUAGAGUACACAUAACCUGUAGCGAAAACACCGUCAGUGACUUUAGAAAACGGACGAAGUAGCAUUGUCAGGAGUCUCUAUACUCGUGCGCGUACGGGCUACUCAACCCGUUCUGACAAAGAUUCUACGGAGCUGACAUGCAAAAGAUACAGUGUAUACUCCACCCGA
Messenger RNA from Wallemia mellicola CBS 633.66, 2973 nucleotides. RefSeq lists its product as hypothetical. The record is from RefSeq and is a predicted model, not a curated record. The coding region runs from base 1295 to 1534 and encodes 79 amino acids. Lineage: Eukaryota; Fungi; Basidiomycota; Wallemiomycetes; Wallemiales; Wallemiaceae. The transcript has 6 exons.